UGCGGUCUCGCCUACACAAAUAGGGCUGGAGGGGCGGGGCGGCCGAAAUUUCGCGCCAAGCUGGCUGUGCGGAGACCGCGGUUCACCGCUAGCUAGGAAGUGUUUCCUGCCGCUGUCAUGGUUCGUCCGCUAAACUGCAUCGUCGCUGUGUCCCAGAACAUGGGCAUCGGCAAGAACGGGAACCUGCCCUGGCCACCACUCAGGUAAACAGAAUUUGGUGAUUAUGGGUAGGAAGACCUGGUUCUCCAUUCCAGAGAAGAAUCGACCUUUAAAGGACAGAAUUAAUAUAGUUCUCAGUAGAGAACUCAAGGAACCUCCAAAGGGAGCUCAUUUUCUUGCCAAAAGUCUGGAUGAUGCCUUAGAACUUAUUGAAGAUCCAGAAUUAACAAAUAAAGUAGACAUGGUUUGGAUAGUGGGAGGCAGUUCUGUUUAUAAGGAAGCCAUGAACAAGCCAGGCCAUCUUAGACUAUUUGUGACAAGGAUCAUGCAAGAAUUUGAAAGUGAUGUGUUUUUCCCAGAAAUUGAUUUUGAAAAAUAUAAACUUCUUCCAGAAUAUCCAGGUGUUCCUUCGGAUGUCCAGGAGGAAAAAGGCAUUAAGUACAAAUUUGAAGUAUAUGAAAAGAACAAUUAAUGUGAAAAUGUUUUCUGAUCUAUUUCAAGCCUUUCUCCCCGCCAAGGAAAACUAUAUAUUUUUUUGUUGUAGAGACUUCUGUUCACUUUAGAUCUAUUACUUCUAAGCAAUGUACUUUUAUUCCCUAUUAAUCUUUUUUAUUAAUUAUUAUUGGAGUAUACUUGCUUUACAAUGUUGUGUUAGUUUCUGCUGUAGAACAAAGUGAAUAAGCUAUCCAUACACAUAUAUCCCCUGUUUUUGGAUUUCCUUACCUUAGAUCACCACAGAGCACUGAGUAGAGUUCCCUGUGCUGUACAGUAGGUUCUCAUGAGUUAUCUGUUUUUUACCUAGUUGUAUAUUCCCCAUUAAUCUUAACUAGACUAUACCAGAUACCAUUUGUAAAACAUUUCUUGCUAUAACUGUCUGAAUUCCCAUUAAGGGCCAGGAAUAGGUUACCAGCACCACCUAGGGUAGAAUAUAUCUAUCAAGACAGUCCAAAGUGGGAAAGUCCCCUGGUGGCAAGAAUUGAAACCAGAGCCUGUAGAGCUAGGGGGUAAGUUCAGAGGUCAGAAAUGGACAAUAAACAGAAAAAACUAGCAUUCAGUUAUUAAAUUAGAUCAAAAGAGGGACUAAGAAUUACUCCAUACAGAUCACACUACUGAAAAAAAUUCUGUUCACUCAGACCAUUCCACAAGGAUAGUGAUGAACAGAUACAAGACUACCUUUUUGAUGGUUAAGAGAACAUCUGAGACCUUUAAAAACUUUGUUUCCGACCUUCAGUGAGAUUUCACAGGAUGUUACAAUGAUAGAACAAUAAGUGGCUGCUCUGUACAAAAAAGGAUAACCUAAAAUCAUGCAUAAUGGCUAAAAUUUUAAAAGGUAAUAAAUUGAGAAUGAAUAUUGCUAGAAACCAAAAUUAGUAAGUUAGAAACUGAACAUCACAGAAUUAAAAAAUGAAAACUAAACCAUGUUUUACCCAUCUUAUUAGCAAAGAUUUAGAUUACUAAUAUUAAAAAAAUAGCAUUUUCUGCCUAUAAAUUGGUACAACCUUUUUAGUGUAUAAGUUAGCAGUAUUAAUUAAAAUCCAAAAUAUUCUGGGUUUGGACCCAGAACUUCCACUUCUAAGAAUUAUUCCUGAACAAAGAGAUGGGUCCAAGAAUAUCUGUUGCAAAAUUUUGUUUUAAACUUGGAAAGAACCCAAAUGUUGAUUAAUAAGAACUACUUAAUAUGUCUAUAAAAUGUAACAUCUGCAGUAGUAAAAAAAGGAUGACUGAAAAAUGCCAAAAACUGCUAAGAAGCAACUUAUGUAUCAACUCAAAAUGUUUAAUAAAUGUUAAUGUGUGGGAAAAAGCAUGCCGCAAACUACUGAUAGUA
Messenger RNA from Capra hircus (goat), 1984 nucleotides. RefSeq names its product dihydrofolate reductase (gene DHFR). Gene Ontology annotation, cellular component: mitochondrion. Gene Ontology annotation, molecular function: NADP binding; dihydrofolate reductase activity. Gene Ontology annotation, biological process: dihydrofolate metabolic process; tetrahydrofolate biosynthetic process; folic acid metabolic process. Lineage: Eukaryota; Metazoa; Chordata; Mammalia; Artiodactyla; Bovidae. The transcript is spliced from 5 exons. Bases 224 to 631 code for a protein of 135 amino acids. The record is from RefSeq and is a predicted model, not a curated record.